Cercospora beticola is the source of this 1011-nucleotide messenger RNA. RefSeq names its product RTA1 domain-containing protein. Gene Ontology annotation, cellular component: fungal-type vacuole; plasma membrane. Lineage: Eukaryota; Fungi; Ascomycota; Dothideomycetes; Mycosphaerellales; Mycosphaerellaceae. The record is from RefSeq and is a predicted model, not a curated record.
AUGUCACGAGCCUCGUUUCCAGAGGCAUACAUUGGCUGCAAUGCCACUAUCACGGACAAGAACCUAUGCACAUUGGAGACAUGCUGUUUAGCACAGUCCUCUUUCCUCUACAUACCAGACUAUGCCGGGAACCUCUUCUACACUAUAUUCUUCGCGUUCUUUGUGCUUCCGCAAUUGGUUUUGGGGUUCAAGUACAAGACAUGGACCUACAUGGCCGCCGUCAUUCUAGGGCUCGGGGUGGAAGUUGGAGGAUAUGUGGGCAGGCUGGAGUUGAACGACAACCCUUUCAACAACGAUGCAUUCUUGGUAUACCUCAUCAUGCUCACCAUCGCUCCCGUCUUCCUUACAGCCGCAAUCUACGUCUGCCUCUCCCGCAUCAUCAUCUUAUACGGCGAGCAUCUGUCUCCGAUCAAAGCUCGAACCGUGGCGAUCUCCUUCAUGUGCUCUGACUUCCUAUCACUCGUGCUCCAAGCCGCCGGAGGUGCUGUAGCAGAGACCGCAGACGAUGGAUCGGACGAACAACAGACAGGUACGGAUAUCAUGAUAGCAGGUCUCCUUCUCCAAGCCAUCUCGCUCUGCGUCUUCGCAGCGGCAUGGGCAUUCUUCCAACUCCGGGUCCUCAAAGGCCCGACAGAUCAGAGACCGGAUCGAGUUGCUACGCGUUCGCGGACGUUGUUCAAGGCUUUCCAGUGCGGACUCUUACUGUCGACUGUGCUCAUCAUCAUUCGGUCAAUUUACAGAGUGAUCGAGCUUUGGGGAGGCUUCAGCGGCGACCUAUGGAACGAUGAAGUCGAUUUCAUGGUGCUUGACGGGGCGAUGAUUAGUUUGUCUGUUGUGAUUAUGACAGCCCUGCAUCCGGGACCCGCGUUCAAAGAGCAAUGGGUCGAAUCAAGCUGGUCGAACAAAAGCAAGCAUGAUGACAACGGAAUCGAGCUUUCGCAGAGAGCCGGGACUUCCGUUGCACGUGGGAAAUCAUUCGAGGAUGAGGAUGACCAGAGCCGUAGAGACUGA